CCUCACCAUUGAUUGUUUUACCUUGCCCAUGAUAUCUCAGUAAUACGCAUGAGCCGUUCUCGUCCUCUUCUCACAGGCUCGAUUAUUUGAUUGUUUUUAUGAUCAAUAAAGUUGCCGUUUUCAUCUUCACUCAGCAAGCCUCCAUUUCUAACCUAAUCUAACCCCUCCGUUACAUUCCAUCCUCAUCUAACUUGAACAUCUCGCCAAACUCCAACCCCUAACAUCAAAAUCGUGGUUCGCCCGUCUUAAACCCUCUCCCUGAUUCACCUUCACGCACUUAUAUAUGCCUCAUCUUCCCCCAGUCACUCCCAUUCCAACCCCCGCCUCAAUCUUCUCCCCGGCCCCGAUCAUGACACCGGCGAUCCAAGUACCCACUCCCUCCGGCCCACGGAAUGGCCCCGAUAUUCCCGGCGCCGGCAAGUUCAAGGUCCCUAAGCUACGCCUUGAGUGUCGCGACCUCUCUCACCCCGGGGCUGCGGUCUUUCUUAGCUCUGUCAAUGCCGCGGAAUGCCUCGCCAAGGCGGCCCAGCAUGUACUGGCGCUUCUGUACGAAUCGCCCACGUGUCCUACCACAACAAUUCCGACGACACGAUCUGUGACGGUGAUCCUGCGUAGCAUGUCAGGUGUAGCUUACACGACUGGCUCUGACCUGGACAGCGACCAUAAGGAGAUUCACUUCUCAGUCGAGUAUAUUGCCAACAUCCACCCCAUAUCUCGUCGUACAGAAGAAAUCAACGGUGUGCUCACUCAUGAGCUCGUUCACUGCCUUCAGUACAACGGCCAUGGAACUUGUCCAGGCGGUCUGAUUGAAGGCAUCGCAGACUGGGUGCGACUUCACUGCCUUCUCAGUCCUCCUCACUGGAAACGCGACAGCAAUGGAAAGUGGGACGCUGGCUAUCAGCAAACGGCCUAUUUCCUGGACUACUUGGAGGAGCGGUUUGGAAAGGGAACUAUUCGCCGCCUGAAUGAGAAGUUACGGAUUCAGAGAUAUGAAGAGAAGCCGUUCUGGACCGAACUGGUUGGGCGGCCGGUUGAGCAACUUUGGGGCGAUUACAAAGAGAAGCUUGAGUCGUAGUAUAUAUACAGAUACACAUUGAAUAUAGGCGUCGACAAUGAUUCACGGAUGCAUAUAAGGCGUUCACCUACGAUAGCAAGCAGAGUUAGAUAAGUCGAUAGAUUUUGUUAAAGAAACGAGAUUAGCCA
Molecule: messenger RNA, 1203 nt
Organism: Fusarium oxysporum Fo47
Lineage: Eukaryota; Fungi; Ascomycota; Sordariomycetes; Hypocreales; Nectriaceae
Product: basic secretory family protein
Exons: 1
Coding region: 284-1075 (263 amino acids)
Source: RefSeq, a predicted model, not a curated record